Messenger RNA from Equus quagga, 6912 nucleotides. RefSeq names its product PITPNM family member 3 (gene PITPNM3). Gene Ontology annotation, molecular function: phosphatidylinositol transfer activity; phosphatidylcholine binding; phosphatidylinositol binding. Gene Ontology annotation, cellular component: cytoplasm. NCBI's taxonomy places the organism in Eukaryota, Metazoa, Chordata, Mammalia, Perissodactyla, Equidae. Gene Ontology annotation, biological process: phospholipid transport. The record is from RefSeq and is a predicted model, not a curated record. The coding region runs from base 83 to 3019 and encodes 978 amino acids. The transcript is spliced from 21 exons.
CCGGGACAUGGCCCAGGCGGGCCGUGCAGAUGGGCUCAUGGCUCUUCUCGACUGACCUCACUGGGCUGUUGUGAAGACGGUGAUGGAGGCCAUGCGAAUCCCAGACAGUGGUGUAAAAGGUGGCCCUCCCCCGGGCGGCGGUGCCCCCUGGCACCUUCGAAAUGUCCUCAGCGAUUCAGUGGAGAGCUCGGAUGAUGAAUUCUUUGAUGCUAGAGAGGAGGUGGCGGAAGGGAAGAAUGCCAUCCUCAUCGGGAUGAGCCAGUGGAAUUCAAAUGACCUGGUGGAGCAGAUCGAGACCAUGGGGAAACUGGAGGAGCAUCAAGGAGAAGGGAGCGCACCGUGCACGUCCAGCAUCCUGCAGGAGAAGCAGCGAGAACUGUACCGAGUUUCCUUGAGAAGGCAGAAGUUCCCAGCACAGGGAAGCAUCGAGAUCCACGAAGACAAUGAGGAAGGCUGCCCACAGCGCUCCUGCAAGACGCACGUCCUCCUGCUGGUGCUGCACGGGGGGAACAUCCUGGACACGGGUGCGGGGGACCCAGCCUGCAAGGCGGCCGACAUCCACACCUUCAGCUCCGUGCUGGAGAAGGUCAUGCGCGCCCACUUCCCAGCUGCCCUGGGCCACAUCCUCAUCAAGUUCGUCCCCUGUCCAGCCAUCUGCUCAGAGGCUUUCUCCCUCGUCUCCAACCUGAACCCCUACAGCCACGAUGAGGGCUGUCUCAGCAACAGCCAGGACCACGUCCCUCUGGCCGCCCUGCCCCUGUUGGCCAUCUCCUCCCCGCAGUACCAGGAUGCGGUUGCCACUGUCAUCGAGCGAGCCAACCAGGUCUACGCAGAGUUCCUCAAGUCCCCUGAUGGGAUUGGCUUCAGUGGGCAGGUGUGUCUCAUCGGGGACUGUGUGGGCGGCCUCCUAGCCUUCGAUGCCAUCUGCUACAGCGCUGGGCCCUCGGGUGACAGCCCUGGCAGCAGCAGCCGGAAGGGGAGCAUCAGCAGCACCCAGGACAGCCCGGUUGUGGCAGAGGAGGAGUGCGGUCUGGCCGGCAGUAAGCGUCUGAGCAAAAGCAGCAUUGACGUCUCCAGUGUGUUGGAGGAUGAGGAGCCCACGAGGCUGUUGCCACGGAAACAGAGCGACUCCUCCACCUAUGACUGCGAGGCCAUCACCCAGCAUCACGCCUUCCUAUCAAGCAUCCACUCGAGCGUGCUGAAGGAUGAGGCUGAGGCCCCGGCAGCGGGGGGGCCCCAGCUCCCCGAGGGCAGCCUGGGCCGCUUGGACUUCGAUGUGUCGGACUUCUUCCUCUUUGGCUCGCCCCUGGGCCUGGUCCUGGCCAUGCGGAGGACAGUGCUGCCUGGGCUGGACGGUUUCCAGGUGCGUCCUGCCUGCAGCCAGGUCUACAGCUUCUUCCACUGUGCAGACCCCUCUGCCUCGAGGCUUGAGCCCUUGUUGGAGCCCAAGUUCCACCUGGUGCCACCGGUCAGCGUGCCCCGCUACCAGAGGUUCCCCCUGGGCGAUGGACAGUCCCUCCUCCUCGCCGAUGUCCUGCACACCCACAGUCCCCUCUUCCUGGAGGGCAGCGCCCGAGGCAACCCCCCGCUUCUGGACGCUCCUGCCUCGCCCGCUCAGGCCCCUGGGUCCCGGCGCCUGGGACGGAGGAUGAGCCAGGGCAGCUCCCGCAGCGACAGCUCAGAGUCCUCGGACAGUCUGGCCCCUGUGGGCGCCUCCCGAAUCACGGCCAAGUGGUGGGGUGCCAAGCGCAUCGACUACGCCCUGUACUGCCCGGAUGUCCUCACGGCCUUCCCCACGGUGGCCCUGCCCCACCUCUUCCACGCCAGCUACUGGGAGUCCACGGAUGUGGUGGCCUUCAUCCUGAGACAGGUGAUGCGCUACGAGAGCUCGAACAUCAAGGAGAGCGCUGGCUUGGAUCCCGCGGCACUGAGCCCCGCUAACCCCCGUGAGAAGUGGCUUCGCAAGAGGACCCAGGUCAAGCUGCGGAACGUCACUGCUAACCACCGGGCCAAUGACGUGAUUGCUGCUGAGGAUGGCCCCCAGGUCCUGGUGGGGCGCUUCAUGUACGGGCCCCUCGACAUGGUGGCUCUGACUGGAGAGAAGGUGGACAUCCUGGUGAUGGCAGAGCCGGCCUCGGGCCGCUGGGUGCACCUGGACACUGAGAUCACCAACAAUAGCGGCCGGAUCACAUACAGCGUGCCGCGGCCCCGGCGCCUGGGGGUCGGGGUCUACCCCGUGAAGAUGGUCGUCAGGGGCGACCAGAGCUUUGCCAUGAGCUACCUCACGGUGCUGCCCCGGGGCAUGGAGUGCGUGGUGUUCAGCAUCGACGGGUCCUUCGCCGCCAGUGUGUCUAUCAUGGGAAGUGACCCCAAGGUCCGGCCGGGGGCAGUGGACGUUGUCCGGCACUGGCAGGACCUGGGCUACAUGAUCCUGUACAUCACGGGGCGGCCGGACAUGCAGAAGCAGCGGGUGGUGUCGUGGCUGUCCCAGCACAACUUCCCACAGGGCAUGAUCUUCUUCUCGGACGGGCUGGUGCACGACCCGCUGCGGCAGAAGGCAAUCUUCCUCCGCAACCUCAUGCAGGAGUGCUUCAUCAAAAUCAGCGCGGCCUAUGGCUCCACCAAGGACAUCUCUGUCUACAGCGUGCUGGGCCUGCCACCCUCCCAGAUCUUCAUUGUGGGCCGGCCCACCAAGAAGUACCAAACCCAGUGCCAGUUCCUGAGCGAGGGCUACGCCGCGCACCUGGCCGCGCUGGAGGCCAGCCACCGCUCGCGCCCGAAGAAGAACAACUCGCGCAUGAUCCUGCGCAAGGGCAGCUUCGGCCUGCACGCGCAGCCCGAGUUCCUGCGCAAGCGCAACCACCUGCGCAGGACCAUGUCGGUGCAGCAGCCCGACCCGCCCGCCAACCCCAAGCCCGAGCGGGCGCAGAGCCAGCCCGAGUCCGACAAGGACCACGAGCGGCCCCUGCCCGCGCUCAGCUGGGCGCGUGGGCCCCCCAAGUUCGAGUCGGUGCCCUGAGGGCCGGGCUGUGCGCAGAGCAGGGGGACCCUGCCAGGCCGCCUGCGGGGACCGGAGGGGCUGCCUUCUCCCCGACACAGGCCUUUUCCUGCUUUUUCCCUCCCGUGUCUGUCCAGCAGUGUCCGACCAGAGUGGGGAGGGACCCUGCCCAGCCCUGAGGGGUUCCCUGGGCUGCGAGGGGGUGAGGUCCGGGGGUCUCCGCGCAGCUGCUGCUGCCUCCCCCAAGCUUGAGAUGGCAAGCCCGAGUCAGGGCUGAUGUUUGUGUGGUCCCGGGGGCAGGCCUGCCCGGAGCUGGAGGGUUUGACGAAGUCUCCCGUCUUUCUGAGUUCCUGAGGCUUUGGUAGCGAUGCUAGGCGGGCCCUAAAGGGAGAAGCCCCCAGACUAGGGAUCAACAGCCCUGGCAGGUACAGCUUCAUGGCUGUAUGGUGGAGGGGUGAGUGGCAUUUGUGCCUGCUCUUCCUGUGACAUCCGGGGUCACCGUCUUGGGCCUGGCUCUACUAUGGCAAGGUGGCCACUUUCUGGGAGUGAGAUGUCCCCAGGGCUCAUCCUGUGUUCGCUGUGUCAGUCCGUGGCCCUUGGGGGGUGGGAUCUGGUGCUGAUGGUCUGUCCUCCUGCCGCUGUCCAUUAUUCCCCCUCCUUGUCCUCAGUGUCCUCACCAUUCUCCUACGGCCCUUGAGGACAGACAGGUGUUCCUCUUCCCAGAGUCCUGCUGGGUGCCCUCCCCUGUGAGGCUGCAGCCUUGAGCUCUGGCCUAGCUGGGCUGGCUGUGAGCUCUUGAGCUGGUUGCUUGCCCUCUCUGGGCCCUGCCUUCCUUAUGUGAUUGGAGGGGGUCUACCCAGCUAAGAUCCGUGUGAGUUUUUGACUCUUAGGCUGUCCUGCGCUUCUGCGCCUGGAGGCUUUUCAGGCCUAAGAGCCCCUCGGAGUGUCCAGUGAUCUGUCCCUUCCGCACUGUCUGGGAGGGGCUCUGAGUGGGCCGGAUGGAGCAGCUCCCGCUCCACUCCUUCAAAGGAAGCCCCUCUGUGUGUGGGGGAGGUGGGCUAUGAAGGGACCCCUGCUCCAUGGAGAGGGGCGCUUUGCACUGAUGUGUAACCCUGGCGUCCUAGGGACAGAGACAUCCCCAGAGAGGGACAGGUCUGGCUCCCCCUCCCCAGCUCUGCACAGACCGAUUUCUCCCUUAUGGCUCCUGGAAGGCAUAGAGCUGAGAUCCCAGGGUUCUGGGAUUCACGUAAUUUUGGCUCAAACUGUUGCAUUCUCUUCCCUUCCUCCUGCCACUCAGCUUCGUUUGUGCCCAUGACCUCCCCCGGGUCGUCCCGAGGUUGGCAGGGCUUGGCUCCCCUGGGGCCCCUCAAAGCCUGCUCAGGCCCUCCUGCUGCUGAGCCCGUGGCCUGGGCAUUGGUCUCCAGAACUCCCCCCUGCUCCCUGGCCACGUGGGCCCGCCUCUGAGUCCGCGCGGGCUGUCACCGAGGCUGGUUGUAGCUCUUUCAGCCAGCGCUCUGUGUCAGGGGCCGGGCUGCCCCAGGGCCCAGACGUCUGUAAACAGCAGGCAACUGUGUCAGCUCAGUGUCGCUUCUGCUCAAUGUCUACCUCUUGCAGCUCCCACGUGGCCAACAUCCCCCCGGACGGUGGCUGCUGAUGGGGGCGGCUGGCAUCGCUGCUGCGAAUCGCCUGGCAAACUGGGCACCCUGCUGAGGCCCAAGGGGUCCGACUCCCAGCCCCCACCCCGGCUCUCUCUCAGAAAAGUGUCUUCUCCAGUCUGCCAGCUCCUGCCACGUCUGCCCGACCUGUCUGCCAGCCCUCUGCCCCCUUUUGGCACUGCGUCGGCACCCAAUCCCGGAGCUGCUGGCAAGGCUGUUGGGGUGGGGCCAUCACCCUCAGCUUCCCCUCUAGUCCUGCCUCCUGGAGGCUCACACGGGCCCAUCCUCCUUUAACACUUCAUCCUUCCUGGCUCUCCAUAAGGCACCAGCUCGUAUGGCACAGCCACCUCAUCCUCCCCAUCCUUUCCAAAAUAGACCCUGAGUUAAACUCGGGCAGGCUUAGUCUGAGUCCUGGAAACUCCACUAUCUCCUUUUUCUGGAGGCCACUGAUGCGUCACUUGCAGCUGAUGAAGUAAUCAGUGCGGGGCUCUUCCCCCCCAGUUAGACUCGCUGGGCCCUUUCUGAGAACUCCAGGCUGGGAGCAGGAGAGAGAGAGUGGGGCCCUAGGGAAUCUGGAGUCCGAGCAAGCAGGGUUCUGUGGUUCUGGGGGUCGGAGCGGGGACGCAGGACCCAGCAGGAGGCCACCACUCCUUCCUUCCAGAGCCCAGGAUUGGGGCUCUGGUGACUCACACCUGAGAUGCUGAUGGUGUACAGUGAGAGGCUGUGAACACGACUCCCUAGGGGCUUUAGCUGGUGUGUGUGACGGUGUGUGUGCGUGUGCGGUUCUGUAUAGUGACCCACUCAGACAACGUCCGUUCAGUGCAGCUUUCACGGCACCUGUGACCAACGUGCACUUUCCCAGUGGUGUGUUCUGUGCUGUCCGUCCAGUUCAGUUGGAGAAAAACAAAGAACCCAGUCGUGUUGUUCUCCGGACGGGGAGCCGCUGCCUCUCUCCGAGUAGUUCUGUGACCCCCAGUCCGGCUGUUUUCUAGAGAAUCCUUCUAGCUCCCGGUGUGCCUGCUCCCCAGGAGCUGGGAAACGGGUCUUCCCGCCUGACCAAAGCUCCUUGUUCUCGCCUGGCAUGUUCGUCCUGCCGACCAGGCGGCUGUCCUGCCCGGCUCCCUGCCGGCCGCCUUCCUCUGCGUUCACCCUGCUGGGGGUCGGGUGCAUCCUGAGCCUGCUCUGCUGGCAUCCUGGGUUUCCCUGAAGCUCUCCACUCCUCCCUGGGGCUCCGCAGAGUUUGAAGAAGAGUAGCCUCUUCGUGCGUUUGGGCGAGCGGCCCUCCUGUCUGUGUGCUGGGCCACAGAAAACACAUGUGUUUGCCCCCCAAUAUCCCAGAGAUUCCUGGGGGGUGGGCCCUCUGAAAGAAGGGAGGCUGGAUCUCUUGGUUUUUAAACCCUACUGUUACCCGUUUGGAGUCCAUACCCGCACCCUGGAAGUGUCCAGCAGACAAACGUGGUGCCAUUUUUAGAUGAAAGCCGGACACUGAGGCCGGUGGAAAUGGGGCCAGAGGUGGCACUGGUUUUGCCUGGACACUCUCUCACCCAGCCUGGGUGUGACCCCGCCUGGGAGGGGCACCCUGACUUCCAGGAGCCUUGCAGCUGACCCCGCCUUAAACAGUCAACUUUCCCGCCAAACCCCGGGGGUUUGGGUGCCAAGUGCUCUGGAAACCUAGUCUUUUUGGCUCAGCCAAAAGAAACAUCCGCUCCCUCCUUACUCUCCUUCUGGGCCUGGGGGGACUUACUUAAAAAUCAUAGUUAGGUUAAGUCCAAACUGCAAGGCCUGGCCCGGGUCAGGCUCUCCUUGUUGAGAGGCCACCAGGGCGGUUGGGAGGAAAAUCAGAGUUUGACCCCACCCUUAUUGGGACAAGGAGAGGCAGGUGAUGCCAAGGAGGGGCAGGACAGGAGGGCGGCUCGCUCACGGGGACCCCCACCCUUGGACCCCGCUGUCCUUUUCUAUUCGUUUACUCCGUGGUGGCAGCCUGUCUGAUCUUGUCCGUGGUCUGACUGUUCCUAAGUGUGUAACUCUCAGUAUUGUCUGUGGUGGGUGGUUCUGUGGUGAAAAAGGUUUAUUAUAUUCCUCAUGGCUGCCUUGUACAAAAUCCGUUAGAAAAGAAAAUGUAAAAUAUCAGAUUUCUAACAAGACAAAAACAGCAUUACGGAGUUAAAAGAUUUUUACAACUGGUCUUGAUUUUGACGUGAGCUGGUUUUUAACUCUCAAACGUUGUCACUUAAAUAAAAACCUUAUUUGCCUUUAAAA